AUGAUGGACUCUGUGAAGGUCGCGGUGACGGUGCUGCUGGCCGUGUCUUGGACGGCGGCCGCCGCCGCGCCCGGCGUGGUGGGCAUCGCGCCGGGCCUGCACCGCCGCCUGGACGGCGCCGGCUUCACCAGCCCGCAGGAGGACGACUUCUUCGCGGACUACAAGGACCUGGUGACGCCGCCCAAGGACCUGCUCGAGACGCCCAAGGACUUGUUGGAUACGCCGAAAGACCUGGUGGAGACGCCCGAGGACCUGGUGGAGACCCCCAAGGACCUGACAGACACGCCGAAGGACCUCCUCGACGAGGACCUCGAGGAGUACGCGCAGCACGGCAGCAGUGGCGCGCAGCAGGAGGAGGAAGUGGACUCGUCGCACCCCAACGACGACGACACGGCGGCGCACGACGAGAAGGCCGAGCUGAGCCUCGCCAAGCACCUCAAGGGCAUCGACGUCGAGGGCGGCUCGGACUACGACCACGACGCCCCCGCCAAGACGGAGUACCAAAGCCAGGAGGCCCCCGCCAAGACGGCGUUCUUGCCCAAGUCGCCGUUCAAGCAGGCGUCUCCCUACGACCAGGCGGAUGUGCGCUCUCCCUACGCGGCGGUGACCCCCGCCAAGACGACCUUCAAGACCUACCAGCCGAACAAGGCGGCCGCCCCAGUGAGGGAAUACCACACUGAUCCAUCUGCGUCGCUGCGGACCGGGUUCAGCGGAGGCCUGGGCCAUAGGGUGAGUACAACUCGUGAUGUUACUCAUGACGGGCAAGCGGUGCGGCCCGAGUACGCGUACCGCUACGGCGUCCACGACCCCACGACGCGCGACGUGAAGAGCGCCUGGGAGCAGCGCGACGGCGACGCCACACGCGGCGGGUACGCCGUGAUGGAGCCCGACGGGCACACCAGGGUGGUGGAGUACUCCGUCACCAAGAAGGGCGGCUUCAACGCGCGCGUCAAGCACCUGCCGCCCGGACACCACGGCCGCUGAGUAGCGCGAUGUCAUUUGUUAUUUAUGUUUAGUGUUAAAUCUUUAGAAAGUCCCAAGUCCCAGUUAACGGGAACAUCCUCGAUGGCGACUCUCUUUCCCCCAAACUAGUCAUAGACUUACUUGUUUUGAAGUAACUAACAGGCUGUAACCAAAAUGUUUUAAACCAAUGUUGUUUGUGA
Molecule: messenger RNA, 1163 nt
Organism: Thrips palmi
Lineage: Eukaryota; Metazoa; Arthropoda; Insecta; Thysanoptera; Thripidae
Exons: 3
Coding region: 1-984 (327 amino acids)
Cellular component (GO): extracellular matrix
Source: RefSeq, a predicted model, not a curated record